AUGGGAUUAGCUCAGCUUUUACUCAGUUGGGAGCCUCCUGGUUUAGAUAUGUUGAAAUUAAAUGUAGAUGGUUCUAGGAGAGCAGCUUCAGGCUGUAUUGGUACUGACGGAGUGAUCGGUGGGGCUAAUGGCGAUUGGAUUUGUGGUUUUGCUGUGAAUUUAGGCAAGGGUUGUUGUUUCCCUUGUUCAGCAAGUUGGAACCUUGAGUUGUCAUCCUCUUGUUGCGUUGAUUCAGAGCUGUUGUGUUCUUAUGAGGCGUAUUAG
Molecule: messenger RNA, 264 nt
Organism: Prunus armeniaca (apricot)
Lineage: Eukaryota; Viridiplantae; Streptophyta; Magnoliopsida; Rosales; Rosaceae
Source: the annotation of a GenBank genome assembly